This is a messenger RNA of Sinocyclocheilus grahami, 808 nucleotides long. Its product is annotated as nuclear cap-binding protein subunit 2-like. Gene Ontology annotation, molecular function: RNA cap binding. Gene Ontology annotation, cellular component: nuclear cap binding complex. The transcript is spliced from 2 exons. The coding region runs from base 134 to 448 and encodes 104 amino acids. Lineage: Eukaryota; Metazoa; Chordata; Actinopteri; Cypriniformes; Cyprinidae. The record is from RefSeq and is a predicted model, not a curated record. Gene Ontology annotation, biological process: mRNA cis splicing, via spliceosome.
GUGGCGGUAAUGCACUCUUCAACUAUUGUUAACUGAAGGAAGAAGAAGGACGCGCUUCCGCUUUCAUUGCGUCCAUGCUGGUUUGAUUCUGUUUCUGUUUCUCUGAACCUGAAUCUGUUUGAUUCAUUUCACCAUGUCUAUUAAAUUAAAUGCUCUUUUCAGCGACUCAUAUGUGGAUGUAAGCCAGUAUAGAGACCAACAUUUUAAGGGCAACCGUUACGAGCAGGAGAAGCUGCUGAAGCAGAGCUGCUCGCUGUAUGUGGGAAACCUGUCCUUCUACACCACAGAGGAGCAGGUGCACGAGCUCUUCUCCAAGAGCGGAGAUGUCAAGAGGAUCGUCAUCGGCCUCGACAAAGUCAAGAAGACCGCCUGCGGCUUCUGUUUCGUCGAGUAUCCUUUCAGUUUCUGCAACAGAGGACCUGAAUGCUGUGAUAUUGUGUUGUCUUAACAUGUGAGCCCUCAAUCUUCCCUCUGCCAGCUCUCUCAACUCUUUAAGGAAGGUUUGGCUCACUUUUCUCCUCAAAAACUUAAUAACUUGCACAUACUUUUAUACACGCUCUCUCUCUGGCAAUUCAAAUCAAACUUUUAAAGGAUAAUUUACUAACCUUCAUGUCGUACCAAACCCAUCAGAAAGACAAAUGAAGAUACUUCUAAUGAAGUAUUAGAAGUGAUUUCUGUCCUUGCAUUGAAAUUCAGUUCCACCAAAGCUGCACAUUUGAGCUGCUGUGCUCUACUUUUGUGCGUUUUGAAAAUUAACAAAGGUCUUAAAGGGAUAGUUCACCCAAAAAUUAAAAUUUGGUGUUUAUCU